Melanotaenia boesemani (Boeseman's rainbowfish) is the source of this 1478-nucleotide messenger RNA. RefSeq names its product galactokinase 1 (gene galk1). Gene Ontology annotation, molecular function: ATP binding; galactokinase activity. Gene Ontology annotation, cellular component: cytosol; cytoplasm. Bases 125 to 1306 code for a protein of 393 amino acids. Lineage: Eukaryota; Metazoa; Chordata; Actinopteri; Atheriniformes; Melanotaeniidae. The transcript is spliced from 8 exons. Gene Ontology annotation, biological process: carbohydrate phosphorylation; galactose metabolic process. The record is from RefSeq and is a predicted model, not a curated record.
AUCAGGAAGUGAGAUGAACUGAGUUUCCUGGUUGUUUCGGGCUGGUUGGACUCUGUUGUUUCCCCUCUCGACUCACAUUUAUAGCUUAUCGCUUGUUUAGUGCUCCUCACGGUGCUUUUCUGCGAUGGCCAGUUCAUUUCCCAGCGUGUCCGAGCUGGAAGCGACCGCUCGGCGCGUGUACGGGCAGGUGUUCGGGGAGGAGCCUCCUCAGGUGGCCGUAUGCGCCCCAGGAAGAGUCAACCUGAUAGGGGAGCACACCGACUACAACCAGGGAUUUGUGCUUCCAAUGGCACUGCCCCUGGUCACCGUGGUGGUGGGGAGCCAAACCUCUGGCCCAGAUGUUACCGUGGUAACAGCGACAGAGGAUGCUGAUGAGCCUCGAAGAGUGGACUUUAGCCUGCCCAGUGAUGGAGCCCCUCUGUCUCCAGGGUUACCUCGGUGGGCAAACUAUGUGAAGGGUGUUAUACAGCACUACAAGGCUCCUCCUCUCCCAGCUUUCAGGGCGGUGGUCGCCAGCAGCGUCCCUCUGGGUGGGGGGCUGUCCAGCUCUGCCUCUCUGGAGGUGGCCUUCUACACCUUCCUCCAGCAGCUUAAACCAGAUGAUGGAGACAAAGUGUCCAAAGCUUUAUCCUGUCAGCAGGCUGAACACACUCAUGCUGGAGUACCCUGCGGCAUCAUGGAUCAGUUUGUGUCGGUUCUCGGCUCAGAGGGACACGCCUUGCUGAUCGACUGCAGGUCCCUAGAGGCCACCCCGGUCCCUCUGACAGAUCCAGGCCUGGUCAUCCUCAUCACCAACUCUAAUGUGAGGCACUCCCUGACUGGCAGUGAGUACCCAACGAGACGGAGGCAGUGUGAAGAGGCUUCCUCUGUCCUGGGGAAGGACAGUCUCAGAGAUGCUACCAUCAGAGACUUGGAGGAGGCGAAGGGAAGGCUGGCUGACGUUGUGUAUCGACGAGCUCUCCAUGUGGUGGAGGAGAUCCAGAGGACUGUCAAAGCUGCUGAAGCUCUGCAGAAAGGAGCCUACAAGGAAUUUGGGAAGCUGAUGGUGGAGAGUCACAACUCUCUGAGAGAUCUGUACGAGGUGAGCUGCAGGGAGCUGGAUGAGCUGGUCUCUGCAGCCAUGGAGGUGGAAGGGGUGUUUGGCAGUCGGAUGACAGGUGGAGGAUUCGGGGGAUGCACGGUGACUUUGCUGCAGGCCCACGCCAUCGACAAGACCAUACUUCACAUACAGGAGCGAUAUGGUGGAACUCCGACUUUCUACGUCACCACUCCUUCAGCUGGGGCUCGGGUUCUCACCAUGUCCUGACCUCCGUCUGCAUCUCCGCUGUAUAACACACACAUUACUCUUCACAGUCUUAAUCAUCUAAUUUGUUUUACCUUUUUUAAUGAAAAUGAGCUGGAACACACUGAAAAUCAUGCCGUUAACACGAAGACUGCAAACAGCCUGAGAGAUUUUAUUAAAGAAUUUCUUCCACAUG